This is a messenger RNA of Brassica oleracea var. oleracea, 1561 nucleotides long. RefSeq names its product inositol-tetrakisphosphate 1-kinase 2-like. Bases 297 to 1445 code for a protein of 382 amino acids. Gene Ontology annotation, molecular function: inositol-1,3,4-trisphosphate 5-kinase activity; inositol-3,4,5,6-tetrakisphosphate 1-kinase activity; inositol-1,3,4-trisphosphate 6-kinase activity. Gene Ontology annotation, cellular component: cytoplasm. Gene Ontology annotation, biological process: inositol trisphosphate metabolic process. The record is from RefSeq and is a predicted model, not a curated record. The transcript has 9 exons. Lineage: Eukaryota; Viridiplantae; Streptophyta; Magnoliopsida; Brassicales; Brassicaceae.
UAUCUUUAUUCUUGAAAAAUUCAUUCAAUCUCUCUUCUUCCUCUAUAAAUACAUGAUUCCGAGUCUAAUCACUCCCUCAACAUUCUCACAAAUCUCAUUUCUCUCGCCUCUGAACUUGUGACCGAACACGUAUAGUCUCGAGCGCAUCUCUCUCUCUCUCUCUCUCUUGCUCUCUCGCUCUCUUGCUCUCUCGCUCUCUUCUAGUUUAUCAGCAGCCUGAAACUGUAGAGCAGAGCCUAGGAUCUUAAAAAGGAUCUACCUUUCUUCUUACCCAUCUCUCUCUCUCUCUCUAGAAAAUGUUUGGGACUCUCGCUUCCGGAGAUAUCGAGACCGCCAGAUUGAGGCGUGAUUUGAGGAUACCGUGCAAUCUAGGGUUCUCCUGCGGCGGAUUUGAAGACCUUGGUAUGAGAUUGGAAGGCGAGAGCUUGGGCGCUGAGGAAAACCGAGAAGUGGUGGCCGAAACGGCGCCGUUUCAGGUCGAGCGGCCUCUGUUUCAGCAGACGCAGAAACUCGUCGUGGGGUAUGCUCUGACUUCCAAGAAGAAGAAGAGUUUCUUGCAGCCCGAGCUUGAAUUCAUGGCUAGGAGAAAAGGCAUCUGCUUUGUCCCUAUCGAUUUGAACCGUCCACUUUCUGAACAAGGGCCAUUUGAUGUCGUCUUGCAUAAGCUACUGGGAAAUGAGUGGCAAGACGUUAUUGAGGAUUACCAGCAGAAAAACCCGGAAGUGACUGUGCUUGAUCCUCCAAGUGCAAUAAAGCGUAUCUAUAAUCGACAGUCCAUGCUUCAGGGUAUGGCAGAUUUGAAUCUAUCUGAUUGCAGUGGCAGCAUUUAUGUUCCAAAACAAUUGGUUGUCUUGAAAGAUUCAGCAUCUAGUGCCGAUCGAGUUGUUGAAGCUGGUCUUAAAUUUCCACUAGUUGCAAAGCCACUCUGGAUCGAUGGAACUGCAAAGUCACAUCAGUUGUUCUUAGCUUACGACAAGCGCUCGCUGGCAGAACUUGAACCGCCUUUAGUCCUGCAAGAGUUUGUUAAUCAUGGUGGAGUUAUGUUCAAGGUCUUUGUGGUGGGUGAUAUCAUAAAAGUGGUGAGACGGUUCUCUCUACCAAACGUGAGUAGUAACUGCGAAAAAGCCAAAGCUAAUGGCGUCUUCAAAUUCCCGAGGGUUUCAUCUGCAGCUGCUUCAGCGGAUAACGCAGAUUUGGAACCUAGCGUUGCUGAGCUGCCUCCAAAGCCUUUCCUUGAGGCCCUUGUGAAAGAGCUACGAACCUUAUUGGGACUUAGGCUUUUCAACAUAGACAUGAUCAGGGAACAUGGGAGCAAGAACGUGUUUUCUGUUAUUGACAUCAAUUAUUUCCCUGGUUAUGGAAAGAUGCCAGAUUACGAGCCAGUAGUUGUAGAUUUCUUCCACAAUCUGGCGCAAGCCAAACAUAAGAAGAGACACUAUAAAUGAAAAGUUGGGGGAGAAUGUAUCAGAUGUUCUUCUUCUAAGGAGGGUUUGGUUUUAAUUAAGCUGAUGUAAGAGCAGUGGGGGAAAAGAAUAAUUAAUGACUAAUUAUGUAUUUUGUA